GGUGGAGAGGGAGUGGAGUACCGGUGCGGCCAGUGAUCACCAGGCUGUAGGCAGGCAGGCAAGCAAGAAGCAAAAGAGUGGGAUGUGUGAAGCAGAGGAAGUGAAGAACGAGAAAAAAAAACCGAUAACGGCGAGAAAAUGAUGGACAGCCUGUGUGUGUGCCUGUGUUGCUUUUUCAUAUGUUGAGUUUGAGGAGGAGGGACGUCAAGAGAUCGAGUCGCUGGAAGGUGUGGAGGAUAUUUUACAGCUGAUCACACCAAUGAGCGCCGUUGCCUCGGGAAUCCGAGGCUCUGUCACCAUCACCGUCAAAUCACGCGCGUUUCGACAACGACGACUUCAUUGCGCAGUGCAAAAGUGAUCUUGAUUUCUCUCACCAGGUUGCUGCAGGUUCGACUCUCGAUCUCUCCAAAUUAUGGAAUAAACCCUAGUUAGAUUUGAGUGUCCCGUCUUUCUGUUGAGCCUCUGCUUUCCAGUCCUCUGCACAAUGUCAGUUGAAAUCCGGAAAUGUCUCUGAAAUUUGUUUAGUCGUCUUUGCAAAUUUCAACAGAAAACGCUGAAAAAUCUACAAAUUUCAUCGACAUUUUACCCCAGUGUGCUUGCAACUUAAGUAGAAGCACGUACAAUUAGGAUCUGCGCGAGAGCAAUAUAUCAAUGGCGAACAACAGUGGUAGGGUUUUAGCGCAUCAGCUCAGUAAUGGGCUUUAUGUCUCGGGUCGCCCUGAGCAAUACAAGGACAAGCAACCGACGAUGAGCUCGACUGCAGUCCCUUACACGGGAGGAGACAUCAAGAAAUCUGGCGAACUGGGAAAAAUGUUUGACAUACCGGUGGAAAACCCUAACAAGAUGAAGAAAUCGGGGUCGCUGCAGAAGAUGUCUAGUUCUUCUCACUCAGGUCCUCUUACAUCGGCUGGAGGUCCGAGGGUUUCGGGGCCCAUAAACCCCGGCGGACUUUCACGGCCAGCUACCAAUACUAACCAGGGAUCGAAAUCUGGUCCUCAGUCCGCCAAUCUCAGCCGUCAGGUGUCUCAGUCCGGGCCACGAAGUGGUGACAUGGCCGUUGGACCAAACCCUAAAUCUGCACCUUCCAGCGGUAAUGUGAAAACUUCAGGCCCUCAGUCGUCCACUCCUGCCAUAGUGAGGACAAAUUCCGGUAAUUUGCUUCCGGCUACGGGGCUCAUUACGUCUGGGCCUUUAUCAUCAUCCGGUGCGCUGAAAAAGGUGACUUCUGGCCCUCUGGAUCCCUCCGGAAUGCCAAUAAAGAUUGCGAGUAUGAAUCACAACCAGGCUGUAAGCAAUCUCAGCAAUGCUGAAGACUAUUCGUUCCGAAGAGGUUUUCCCAAGGUGUUGCUCUGGACUCUUAUCCCCUUGUUUAUAGUGGGGUUUAUUGCAGGAGGGUUCAUUGUGGCCACUGUUCGCAAUGCAAUACUUUUAAUUGUCGUCGCGGGGCUCUUCAGUUGUGUUUUUCUUUUGAUGACAUGGAACAUUUGUUGGGGAAAGAGGUCUGUCCUUGAUUUCAUGGCCUCCUAUGGUGAUGCUGAUUUAAGGACUGCACAAGAUGGACAGUAUGUGAAAGUCAGUGGGGUCGUCACUUGUGGAAGUGUACCUUUAGAGACAUCAUAUCAGAGGGUUAAUCGCUGUAUUUAUGCAUCCACAGGCCUUUAUGAGUAUAGAGGAUGGAAAUCAAAGCCUGCCAGGGUGGGGCAUCGCCUCUUUACAUGGGGUUUGAGGUACCUAGAGAGGCAUGUAGCAGAAUUCUACAUCUCAGAUUUUCAAUCUGGUUUGAGAGCUUUGGUUAAGGCUGGUUAUGGUGCACGGGUCACUCCCUGUGUUGAAGAAAGCUCUGUUGUUGACAUAGGUCCAAGGAAUAAAGAUCUACCCAAUGAUUUUGUUCGUUGGCUGGGUGAAAGAAAUCUUUCAAGUGAUGAUCGUGAAAUGCGACUGAAGGAGGGGUACAUCAAGGAAGGAAGUACAGUGACUGUCAUGGGUAUGGUUCAGCGCCAUGAGAAUGUUCUCAUGAUAGUUCCUCCUCGUGAGCGGGUAUCCACUGGUUGCAGAUGGGGAAAGUUCCUCUUGCCAGGAAAUGUUGAAGGCUUAGUUAUAGCAUGUAAUGAAACCUCAAAGUUUGAUGGAAUACCACUUUGAUAAGUGACUGCUGGAAAAUGUUGGAGAUUGAUACAAUAUGUUUUUGGUCUUUGUAAUUUUAAGUAGGCCUCCAUUAUUUUUUACUAUUGACCAAAGAAUUUUACCAGGAUUCUUUUUCCAUUUGUGAAGCUGGGUCUAGAUGUAUUCUUGCAUAAUUUCAGGGAUUGGAGAAGAUAUUCCAUGACAAUAGAGCACAAAACCAAGCUUUGGAACCUACUAAAAAUCUAUUGUCUGGAAGAACUAAAAAAUGUGAUCAUUAAAUUCUACAGGCAGUGCUGUUUCCCCAAAGGUAAAUGUGCUCACUACUUUGUUGAGCACGGCAUUUGAGUGAAAGUCUCCUCUCCACUAAAAAGGUUUUUAGUUCAUUCUAUUAAUUUGCAGUAUAGCGAUAAUGUAUUGAUUUAGUGGCUUGUUAGUCUCUAGACAUUAAAGUACUAUGUAUUUGUAAUGAUAAUUUUGGUGAAAUCGUAUGAUUUCCAAGUUUGUAAAGAUUCCAUCUUUCGAUGUUCAGGAUGCGUGCUAUUGUUACUAGGUGCGUGAACUUUAUGGCUUUAAUGCCUUUUGCGAUAACAUAUGGAAAUAGUACCCCACCAUUUGAAUUGUU
Cryptomeria japonica (Japanese cedar) is the source of this 2746-nucleotide messenger RNA. RefSeq lists its product as uncharacterized. The transcript has 4 exons. The coding region runs from base 652 to 2142 and encodes 496 amino acids. The record is from RefSeq and is a predicted model, not a curated record. NCBI's taxonomy places the organism in Eukaryota, Viridiplantae, Streptophyta, Pinopsida, Cupressales, Cupressaceae.